CCUCCACCCCCGGGCCGCUCUGAGGGCGGAGCCACGCGCGGCCGGCUUUGGGCGGCUCCCCGGUCCGCGCGGACCUGCCAGCGGGCGCCCGGAGGCUGCGGCGGCGGAGCGGUCGGGCGGCGCCCCGGGCCCAGCGCGCAGCCACCAUGACGGGCAGCAACAUGUCCAGCGCCUUGGCCGACGCGGUGUGCCGGCGCUGCCAGGCGCGCUUCGCCCCCACCGAGCGCAUCGUCAACAGCAACGGAGAGCUGUACCACGAGCACUGCUUCGUGUGUGCCCAGUGCUUCCGGCCGUUCCCCGAGGGGCUCUUCUACGAGUUUGAAGGCCGGAAGUACUGCGAACAUGACUUCCAAAUGCUGUUUGCUCCAUGCUGUGGAGCCUGUGGCGAGUUCAUCAUCGGGCGCGUCAUUAAGGCCAUGAACAACAGCUGGCACCCGGGGUGCUUCCGCUGUGAGCUGUGCGAUGUGGAGCUGGCCGACCUGGGCUUUGUGAAGAAUGCGGGCAGGCACCUGUGCCGUCCCUGCCAUGACCGCGAGAAGGCCAAGGGCCUGGGCAAGUACAUCUGCCGGCGGUGCCACCUGGUCAUCGACGAGCAGCCCCUCAUGUUCAGGAACGAUGCCUACCACCCGGACCACUUCAGCUGCACCCACUGCGGGAAGGAGCUGACCGCCGAGGCCCGUGAGCUGAAGGGUGAGCUCUACUGCCUGCCCUGCCACGACAAGAUGGGUGUCCCCAUCUGCGGCGCCUGCCGCCGGCCCAUCGAGGGCCGCGUGGUUAAUGCCCUGGGCAAGCAGUGGCACGUGGAGCAUUUUGUCUGCGCCAAGUGUGAGAAGCCAUUCCUGGGGCACCGGCACUAUGAGAAGAAGGGCCUGGCCUACUGUGAGACCCACUACAACCAGCUCUUUGGGGACGUCUGCUACAACUGCAGCCACGUGAUCGAGGGCGAUGUGGUGUCAGCCCUUAACAAGGCCUGGUGUGUGAACUGCUUCUCCUGCUCCGCCUGCAACGGCAAGCUCACCCUGAAAAACAAGUUCGUGGAGUUUGACAUGAAGCCCGUGUGCAGGAGGUGCUACGAGAAGUUCCCGCUGGAGCUCAAGAAGCGGCUGAAGAAGCUGUCGGAGCUGGCCGCGCGCAGGGCGCACCCCCGGCCCGCGGGCCCCAGCUCCGCCUGACCCCUGGCCUCAGCCCUUCCCUGCCGCCCUGGCCCCCCACCCUCCUUGCCCGCCAGCCCUUCCUUUCCACGCUUCCCUGGACUCGCCUCUCCUCCCGCCACUCAGGCACUGGGGACGCAGGGCCUGGCAGGUGGCAAGCUUGCGCUGGGCCUGUGCCCACAGCUUCAGCCUUUCAUCCUCCAGGGGCAGGACUGAGUCAGCCGGGGCACCUGGCCCUGGGUGGGGCCACUCCCUGCCUGUCCUGACCCAUCCCUCCCCCACGCCUGGCAGCUCACCUUCCGCGGGAGCUAGGCCAGCCUCUGCCCCGGAGAGGCCCUACUGUGCACACAUGGCCCUGGCAGCUGCAGCGGCAGCCCCUCCAGCCCCAGGACCGUGGCCAUGCGGAAGGCACCUUCCGGGGACCAUUCUUUGGUCACAAGUCCAGGCACUCAAGCAAGUAAGAUCCAGCCUGGGCCGGCCGCCACACCCCCUCUCAGGCACCACUACCUCGCUCAGGAGGCCUCCUCCCUCAACUCCACCCUGGACCCGGGGCCACUGCGGCCCCCACAGCCCCUUGGGUUCCACCAGCACACGCUGAGCCCCCAGGUGCGGCCCGGGGCCAGGGGGUGGUGGGGUCAGUGGGCGGCUCACUCCUGUCCUCCAGGGAGGACACAUCCUCCGUGGCCAGCCCACCACCUGGUGUUGGGACUCACACCUGCACAAUGAAUGAAGGCUUAUUUGCACCAG
Molecule: messenger RNA, 1898 nt
Organism: Manis pentadactyla (Chinese pangolin)
Lineage: Eukaryota; Metazoa; Chordata; Mammalia; Pholidota; Manidae
Gene: LIMS2
Product: LIM zinc finger domain containing 2
Exons: 10
Coding region: 147-1172 (341 amino acids)
Biological process (GO): positive regulation of substrate adhesion-dependent cell spreading; cell-cell junction organization; positive regulation of integrin-mediated signaling pathway
Cellular component (GO): cytoplasm; cell-cell junction; focal adhesion
Source: RefSeq, a predicted model, not a curated record